Molecule: messenger RNA, 4380 nt
Organism: Volvox carteri f. nagariensis
Lineage: Eukaryota; Viridiplantae; Chlorophyta; Chlorophyceae; Chlamydomonadales; Volvocaceae
Exons: 27
Coding region: 1-4380 (1459 amino acids)
Molecular function (GO): DNA binding
Source: RefSeq, a predicted model, not a curated record
AUGUCAACACAGGAGGAAGUCCAGGAGGCUCCUGAAGUGCCACUGCGCACGCUGAAUGAGUUUUCAAUCUUGAAUGCCAGCGCUGGCAACGCGCCCGUAAGCCUCGAAGCUCUGCACACGUUAGCCCCGGGUAGCGUGGUCGCCGUUGGUCUGGUACCCCCAGUUGACGGUCAACCUAAUACAGGUAACCAGAAGUUCAUCGCCCUCCAAACGCAGCCCAUUCUCGACUGGGUUAUUCAAUAUGGCGCCAAUCCGGGGGUAUGGAUAUGCACAGGGAAGGCCUGGUUCCGGCUCCAGAAUCCUGCGGCAGUGUACGCACCUAUGUAUGCGGCCAUACAACGGAAGGUGGACUUGUGCCUGCGCGCCGCCAGUGCCGUCGCGGCUAAUCCGGCGGUGAACCUGGCAGGCGCUGCAGCGACUUUGCUUCAGCCGGGUCAGCAGCCCGGCACGAGCCAGACGCCAUACAGUGUUGAGGUCCUUAAGCAGGAAAGCCCCUUCUUGGCGCCCCAGCUGGCCGCGUGGCGGUCCCGCAUCAACCCGCCGCCGCUGGUAAUAGAGCUGCAGCAGAUUGCCGCUACAGUCGUGGCGGCGCGGCGGCCGCCAGAGCAGCCGGUGGGGCCGUGCGCUGCGCACGGCGCUGGGUCAACUGCCGGGGGGCGCGGCCGGCGUGGGGGCCCUGCAGCUGGCGGUGGCCCCAAGCGGAAGCGGCUGAGCGGGACAGGCGAGGAGGAGCUUGAGGAAGAGGAGGUCAAGGUUCCUGUUAAGGGUCGCGGUGGUCGCGGCGGCGGUGCAGCUGGGCGCGGCCGUGGCGGCGCCUCGGCCUACGGCAGCGCCUCCGCACAUCGCAGCCGGUCCUUGACUCCCGCUGCGGCCGGCACGACCACCGUGGCUGCAGCCUCAGAAUUCGACGGCUACGUGGGCGAUGAGGAGCCGGACCUGGAUGAGCAUGAUGACUUGGCAAAUGAUGAGGAGGAUGAAUGGGGAGAGGGCGAGGAUGGUGAGGACGACCUCAGUGAGGAGGGCGAUGAGAUGGGACAGGUGAUUGUUGGGCGCUUUGCGGUGCAGGGGAUGUAUGCGGGUCUCAGUGCGGCUGAGCGAUCGGAACUGAAGCAGCAGCGCCGCGACGCCCGCUGGCAGCGGCGGCGGGCCGAGCAGCAAGCGGCCCUGGCGGCUGCUGAUGCCGCUCGCGGUGAGCCUCCGGCGCUCAACGCGGACUUCCGUGUGGACCCCGACAUGGUGCCGGAGGUGCUGGCGGUCUGGGAGAUGUGCAUGACCUUCGCGUUUAUGCUCCAGCUCCCGCCCGUACCCAUCCGUGCGCUCGAGUCCGCGCUCAUGCCCGGACCCCUCCCGCUGCGUAACCCCGAUGGAUCGCCACGCACUGGCAGCGACGGUAGCAUAUUGUAUGACACCCGCACGAUUGUGGAUCAUCAUUACAUUGCUUCAGCUGCGUUGCUGCGCGACCUGCACGCGGGUCUGCUGCGCAUGGUGGAUGGUCACGCGCCUCGCAAGCAGGAGUUGCCGCAAGAGUCUAAGCUGAUGGCGGACGAGGCCAAGACCGAGAACUGGGUGGAGCGUACUGCGUCGGCCAUCAACGGAGCUCCGCCGGAGGUGGUGGGAGCAGAGGCAAAGGCAGCGGCGGAGACACUCAAGACACGCGAGUACGUGCUCCUACCACCGCGCGCCAAGCUCAACAUCCUGCGGGGACUCAUCGAGCUGGCACUCGCAUCGGAUGUGCUGCGUGAGCACAUCAAUGCCCGCGUGGAAAUGCUUGCAGUGCCACUGCGCGCGCUUGCGUCGGCAGGGGUGUCUCUGGUAACGUGCGACGACGGCACGGUUAGGCGGGCGGUGGAGGGGCUGGUGCGGCCGGCGGAACCAGCUGGACCUGCGGAGGCGGAGGAUCCUGACUUCUGGAUCCGCUGGAUGGACAGCUGCAAGCUGGGACUGCGCAAGCCCGUUGGCACGGACGCUCGUGGCCGCCGGUACUGGGCCUUCGGUGCCAACGCGGGCGCCUGGCGGCUGUACGUUGAGACGGCGAAUGGGAGUAUAUGGGGCUGGUACGAGGGUGAGCAGCUGGUGGAGCUGCGGGACUGGCUACGCCGCGGCAAUAUCGGCCGCGAAGCGCCCUUGCUCCGCCUGUUGGAUAGCAUCUGGGUGCCAAAGAAGCUGACAAAAGGCCCGGUACACGAGGCGGGUGAGCUGGACGAGGAUGCGCUGAGCCGCGCCACAGUUCCGUGGGACGCUGCCGACCUGGACGCGCGCCGCGCCAAUGGCUAUCGAAACCUGCUGUCACCGCUAUUGCGAGGCAACCUCAACAUGCUGCCCCACCAGCCCGGGGUGCCGCGAGUGCCGCUGGUAAUUGAGGACCGCAUCUGCAACGCACUGGAGGCCCUGUUUGGCGAGGUGGAUUUCUGGCUGCAGCCCGCCGGAUGGGCCACGCAGUUAGGCAAACUGUUGGACCAUUUGCGGUACAACUACAAGUCAGCCCGGGAGGCAUUGGAGCAGGAGGAGGGGGCUGCGGCUUCCGCCGCCGCCCGCUUCAGCGGCGCGGAGGUGGUGCUGCUGCUGGAGGAGAUGCUCAUGAAGGUCGGCGUCUUCCGGGAAGCCUGGACGACGCAGCUGCGCGAGGCGUGGAUCGCCAGCCUGCGGGAACCUGGUCACACGGUGCGCGAGGUGGCACUGCACGUGCUGGCACUGCAGCAGUUUGUCAACACGGCGGACUCGCAGCACGUGCUGACGCGCGCUGGCUUCCAGCGGCGAGUCAGCGAGGCCAGGUGCCCUCUGUACUUCCCUGGCCCCAACGAGUCUGUCAUCGUGCUAAAAACCGGUAUUUACUACCACCUUGAGAAGUUCUACAACAUGGCUCGGGCCAAUAACGACAUGACGUUCGCGAGGGAGCUGAUUGUCCUGCGGGAGCGCGUCAACCAGCUGCACUUCGCACAGCGCUACCGUGUGGCUUGCCUCUCCUACCGAACGUACCCGGUGUCGCCGCAGGCCGAGGCGGCGCAUGCCGCGGCCGUGGCAGCAGCAGCCGCCCAGCAGCAGGCCAGGGGUCCGGAUGGCGAGCCCAUCGAGAUGGCCGUGCCGCCACCCCCGCCGUCGCGGCCGCCCUGCAUGUGGAUGUUGCUGACGCCGCUGCGCGCGCAACUCCCACGGUUUGAGCAGGCCACGAGCGAGCUCGUCCUUCCGCUCUACAUUGACAACACGUUGCCACAGGAAAAGGACUGGCAGCCGGGCGACCGCUGCCGCAUGUACGUGGGCGGCAAACAGGGCGCCAAGGUCAGUGGCAGCUGGUAUAAGGGCAAGAUCCUCCAGGACUUCGACCCCUGGGAGAGCGUCACGGUGGAGUGGGACAAGGCGGGCGUGGAGAACACGCAGGGCCGGGUAUGUCCCUGGGACAUUGAAGUGGACCCCGAAGCGGAGCGACGCCUGGCGGAGGAGCGCAAGCGCGCAGCGGAAGCCGAGGCGGCGGCGGCAGCUGCGGCGGCAGCCGCCCGCACUCAGCGCACAGUUGCAAAAGAGCGGGUUGCCAAGCUGGUGCAGGAUAUGGGCGAGGAGGACGACGAUGAGUACGUCCCUAGCGAGCCCAGCGACACUGACAGCGAUGUGAGUGAGGGUGGCGGGAAUCACCGCUCCCGCGGCGGCCGGGGUCGGAAAGGUCGUGGUGGUCGCGGCGCGCGCAACGACGACCAGCAGCAGCAGCAGCAGCCGUCCCAGCCGCAGCAACAGCAGUUUAGCAAUGUGCCGGGCAACAUGUCCCAGCUGCAGGCGCAGCAAUUUCUGCAGCAGCGCUCCAUUGCGCUGUUCCAGGCGCAGCAGGCGCAGCGGCUGGCGAACGCACCAGGAGGUGCAGCGAGCGCGGCUGCAGGCACAACGGCCGCUCUGCUGGCACAGCUGCAGGCGCAGAUCGGACACCUGCCGGCCGCCACGCAGGUUCAGCUGCUGCAGCAGAUGAUGAUGCCCCAGCGUGAGAACUUCCACUGCCUGCUGAUCAACUGGUACCGAUCGCGCGGUGUGCUGCGCUACCGCCUUCCUCAGCUAGCGGGCAAGGACCUCGACCUCCACAAGCUCUUCCUGGAGGUGCACCUGCGUGGCGGCUACGAGGCCGUGGUCCUGAAGCAGCAAUGGCAGGAGCUGUGCGUAAACCAGGGCAUCCAUCCGCAGAUGGCCGCCAGCGCCAGCCAGCCCAACACACCCGCGGCCGCCGCUCUUCGUGCCCACUACGAGCGCUGCCUGCUGGACUUUGAGGACUACGUCACCGCCGGUCAGUUCGAGCAGGACGUGGCGACGCAUCGGCUGGUGCCGUUCGACCGGGUGGUCGACGUGCCGGGAGCCACACCGGCAGUAAAGCGUAUUGGUCGCCCGCCGGGUAUGCCCGGGUAA